AUGCGUGCUCUCCUCACCCGUGAGGUUGCAUCUCAAGCGAAGACGGCUCCACACGGGGCCAAACCAAGCACGAAGAUUUUGAUAGUCGUAGCGCUCUCUAUACUGGCCCGAGCUUCGGAUGACCGAUGCCUGCCUGAGUACCAGCAGAUAAGUGGUGUAACACACACCGCUUGUAAGCCUCCGAAUGACAGCGUUGACUGUCAGAAGCGAAAGCUUGGAGUGUCUGAGCAGGAGAAGGAGACCAUUCUACGCGUUCACAACGAACUGCGAAGCAAGCUCGCUCUAGGACAGAUUGGAGAAUUCCCCCAGGCAGCGGAUAUGAUAAAGCUGCAAUGGAACGAUGAAUUGGCUGCAGUAGCUCAGGCACACACUGAACAGUGCAAGUUCGCGCAUGACACCUACAAGGAAAGAAUCACAACACUGAUCAAGUGGACUGGGCAGAAUGUAGCCACAAUUUCGACUACUAGAGCCAACGACACGGCUGAUUGGCCCACUAUGAUCAACAAGUGGUUUGUUGAGUACAAAGACGCCCCAGUUAGCAUUGUCUCAAAUUUUGUUCAGACGACAGGACGUCCCAUCGGGCACUUUACGCAGGUGGGUUGGGCCCAGACCCGUUUUGUGGGCUGUGGCUAUAAUAGCUAUAACACCACUGCAAGAUAUGCUUACAAGAAGCUGUACACCUGCAACUACGCAAAAAUGGGUAACUUUCUCAGGCGUCCUGUGUACAAGGAAGGCAAGCCGUGCAGCCAAUGUGUGGCAGGAGCCAAGUGCGACAAUGGACUGUGCGACAUGAGUGGACUACCUCUCCGUUACUAA
Ornithodoros turicata is the source of this 816-nucleotide messenger RNA. Its product is annotated as scoloptoxin SSD976-like. The record is from RefSeq and is a predicted model, not a curated record. Lineage: Eukaryota; Metazoa; Arthropoda; Arachnida; Ixodida; Argasidae. The transcript has 6 exons. Bases 1 to 816 code for a protein of 271 amino acids.